GCGGAGACCCGUGCCGGGCGAGUGAUCGAGACGUUCCCCAUCGAGCUUCAGGCGAGAUUCAAGAGCAUCAGGCACCUGACCGACGAGAGCGACGGCCUCAGUCAAGUUAUUGACCAUCUUAAGUUGCUCAACGGGGAGCGUCCAGGGGAUAAAGAGCGUGAGGCGCACAAUCAGGCACUCUUUGACUACGCGAUAAAGAAAGGAGAGACCCUCACGGACUACGUGAUCAGGCGAGAUCAACAGAUUGCGGCCGCAGAGCGGCUGGGUCUGACACUUCCCGACACAGUGAAGGCCAGGUACUACGAGGAAAGAGCUAACUUACCCCCCCAGCUUCGACUCAACCUGAGGACCCUGAUGGCUGGUAAGAGGACCGUGGAGGCUGUUCGCGCUGCCCAACUGGAACUGGACAUCACCGAGAGGCAGACGCUCCCGAAGGCGCCGGCACCUGCUCAGGCCAGGACCUUCGCGACCACGGUACCGGUGCUCGACGAGGCUGGGGAUUACGAGUGCGACGCAUGUGACGACAACGAGUGUUUCGGGCUCUAUGAGAUGGAGUUCGACGAGCAGGAGCUUGCCACCAUUCUCAUUUCGCUGGACUCACAGGACCUUGACGAGGAGCAUAUCAUGGAUGUGUUUGCUGAGGCAGAUAGGUUGAAGUCCGAGUCGUCACGACCGGCGGCGGCCAACAAGGGCUCGGAUAAGAAGCCAGCGCAGACCUCGUUCUACUUCAAUUUGGACUACGACGCGAGUCACUCAGGGACGAGCUGGGCAGCGGUUCUGGAUGAGUCGGGCCAGGUGGGCUCGCUCUCCGCUGCCGCCGCGACUGCGGGUCAGGUGGGCCAGCAGGAGCGCGACCUGGGUCAGGUGGAUCUGGAGGCGCUCGCGGCGGCAACGCUGCAGGACAUGGACGAGUACGCGCUGGUAGACACCGCUGCUGGACAGGCUCUGAUAGGCACACCAGACAUCGACAAGUUGAAGGCUGCUUUCAAGAAAAAGGGUUUCGAGAUACACUUUGUCGAUACCGACGAGGUUCCCACGGCGAACGGAGUUGGAGGAAAAGUCAAGCCAGUCGGAGUUGCAGCAGUUCCGGUGUCGCUUCAGCAUUGUGGAGUGGUGGAGUUCUUGGUCCUCCCGCAUCCUUGCCCUCCUCUGCUUCCGGCGAAGUUUCUCGAUUUUCUGAAGUCCGUGAUAGAUCUGCGUCGUAACGUGAUGACGAUCGGAGAAGAUGGGAAUCGACGUGAUUUGGAUCUGCUUAAGCUUCCUUCGGGGCAUCGAGCAGUAUCAUUGAUAGGAUGCAAGCCGAGCGAAUUCGCCAUUAGUGAGGAUCUGGCCAGCAAAUUUCCGCCUUUCGUCGUUAAUGCAGGUCGUGGUGAUGUCUGGGCCGAGAUCCCGAUGGCGCUCCAGGACUGCUGGGUUCAGGUUCCAGGUGCUGUUCGUCGAGUGCACGUGGGUCCUCGCCGUGAGCCUUUCAGCUUCGCCGAGGCUGAGCCGCCACCUGUUCCAGUCUCGCAGUCUGGACCGGGCCGUGUCACGUACCAGAUGCUCGACAGUGAGUCUUCCGCUUGCAGCGUCGUCGAGAGCAUCUGGGUCAAAGGCGCCCCGGGCGAGGUCCUGAGCUUCACGGGCCGCUGGAUCGGGUGCGCCGAGUUCCCGAUCGAGUGCUCGGACCAG
This is a messenger RNA of Prorocentrum cordatum, 1671 nucleotides long. Lineage: Eukaryota; Dinophyceae; Prorocentrales; Prorocentraceae. The record is from the annotation of a GenBank genome assembly.